AUGUUCGAGGCGAUAUUUCGUGGGUUCUGGUUGAUCUUCUGGAGCCAGUCGAUCUCGACGUGGAAGAGGCAUCUCGCACACUUUACUGGACCGAUCGUGGUGAAAUCCCGUGGAGCAACUCGCUAA
Messenger RNA from Penicillium digitatum Pd1, 126 nucleotides. The record is from RefSeq and is a predicted model, not a curated record. NCBI's taxonomy places the organism in Eukaryota, Fungi, Ascomycota, Eurotiomycetes, Eurotiales, Aspergillaceae.